AUGCACCUGCGACCGACGUUGGCAAUCGACAAGCUGCUCGAGGCACCACACACGCAAAUUCGUGAGGUCAUCCAGCGCUGCCUGCUCCACUGUCAUGCGGCCUGUCGUUUCCUCCGCCACCACUGCAAAAAACGCACGUGUCAGCUCCGCGUGACGCCGCUCCGACGAGCGGAGGAACUCUUCCUCAAAGCGUACCUGCAGCGCAGUACGGAAGUCACUGCAGAUGCGCGACCACCCUUCGCGCUGCAGGUCGUCAAUAAAGCCGCGGCGCCACUCCUCUGUCUCGACGAGCUCUCUCAACUCAGUGGAAACGUACGCAUGGUACUCUGUCACCGCCUGCGCCGCACGAUGGGCAGAGUGCCGCUGCAGGAGUGA
This is a messenger RNA of Trypanosoma grayi, 375 nucleotides long. RefSeq lists its product as hypothetical. The record is from RefSeq and is a predicted model, not a curated record. Lineage: Eukaryota; Euglenozoa; Kinetoplastea; Trypanosomatida; Trypanosomatidae. The transcript has a single exon. The coding region runs from base 1 to 375 and encodes 124 amino acids.